AGCAAGCUGCGCUAUGUCUUUGAACCCUCCCACCAGCAAUGAUGCAUGCCUGAGCAUCGUGCACAGUCUGAUGUGCCAUCGACAAGGUGGGGAGAAUGAGACCUUUGCUAAACGUGCCAUUGAGAGUUUAGUGAAAAAGCUCAAAGAAAAGAAAGAUGAAUUGGACUCGCUGAUUACAGCUAUUACAACCAAUGGAGCACAUCCCAGCAAAUGUGUUACAAUCCAGCGGACCCUCGAUGGAAGACUACAAGUGAAGAAUGGAAGGAUGUCAGACUGACUGAGGCUAUUGAUCCGGCUCGAUAAAAUACCAUAUUUGGAUGUGAAAUAUUGACUUGCAGCAAUCAAGAAAGGAAGUUGAACUACUUAACAACUUUGUUAUUUGCGAUGCAUUUUGAAAAUCCCAUGGAAGGACAAAACCACGAAUGUGCCAGCCCCCUCAGAAAAACUAGCCUCUAUUUCCAACUGUCCAGAUAUUUGGAAUGGAUCAAUUGAUGACAGUCUGAGAGAACUGUCUUACCAUUGGGAACGAUACAAAUAAAGUUCACUGGAUGCUGGAGGAGGAAUAACUGAAUGUUAGCAUGAACAAGCUAGAUUAAUACCAGUUGUUGCAGUCAGUAACAGUGUUUUUGGGGAAGAGUUAGUAGGCCUGAGAGUUAAAAGGAGCUAUAUCAACAAU
Messenger RNA from Rhincodon typus (whale shark), 676 nucleotides. RefSeq names its product mothers against decapentaplegic homolog 4-like. Gene Ontology annotation, molecular function: I-SMAD binding; RNA polymerase II cis-regulatory region sequence-specific DNA binding; DNA-binding transcription factor activity, RNA polymerase II-specific. The transcript has 2 exons. NCBI's taxonomy places the organism in Eukaryota, Metazoa, Chordata, Chondrichthyes, Orectolobiformes, Rhincodontidae. Gene Ontology annotation, biological process: anatomical structure morphogenesis; SMAD protein signal transduction; transforming growth factor beta receptor signaling pathway. The record is from RefSeq and is a predicted model, not a curated record. Gene Ontology annotation, cellular component: heteromeric SMAD protein complex. The coding region runs from base 14 to 277 and encodes 87 amino acids.